Messenger RNA from Pseudo-nitzschia multistriata, 2169 nucleotides. Lineage: Eukaryota; Bacillariophyta; Bacillariophyceae; Bacillariales; Bacillariaceae. The record is from the annotation of a GenBank genome assembly.
GGACAAAGCCGAAGAUUCUCGUUUUCGAAAAACGUUUGAUGUGCGGCAGCGAUCGCGGUCUGCGGUACCAUUUAUUUGUGAUAGUUUCGCAAUCGCCGCAACGAGAAAAAGCAAAAAAGACAAACCCCAUUGCAUGCACCCCAUCGCAACGCCGGUGUUUCCGAUGAGAAAAAACUCGAAAUGAUCGCGAUGGUGACGAAAACAACCGGAGAAGGAGGACGGAUCGUGCCGAAACGAUCGACUCCGCCUUUUCCCGGCCUGUCCUGUUUGCUGGUUGCGUCGUUGUUGUCUUUCUCGACGACGGCUUCCUACGCAUGGCAUCCAAUGCCAUCGGUUCUGCAACGCGGGUUUCCUCUCACCGAGCACCAACGCACCGUGAAAAUACGAUCCUCGAAGACAAAUCAAAUGCAUUGUCAUUGCCUUCCACCAUCGUCGCUUUCGUUCCUUCCGGGACAGAAGCAGACGCCUCUGGGAAGGAACCGAGAAUGGAUCCCGAACCGCUGUGCCCUCUCCGAGAGACCAACCAGCAGCGAAAGCACCGCCAUCGGCCCGGCACGAAAAGCGCUCCGGAGCAUGCUUCCCCCGCGGGCGCUGCCGCUGGUUCUGGUCGCCGCGGCAGCGAUCGCGUUUCCGUCCCGGGCCGGAGCGGCGGACGCCACGGCGGCGGCGGUGGCGGCGGCGACGACGACGAGCCUCGUGUGCCCCGUUUCGCCGGAGGUGGAGUUCCGGCUCAUGGUCCGGCUGGUCUACGCGGCGCUGGUGGGGGCCGCCCUGGGGAAGGAACGGUCCUUUGCGAAGCACAGUGCCGGGGUCCGAACCAUGAGCCUGGUGAGCAUGGGAGCCGCCAUAUUCACGGUGUGCAGCUGCUACGGUUUUACGAACUUUCCAAAGGUGGACGGUACGUACGGUAGGAAACCACGGAACGAACGAACGAACGAGUGCCUCGUCGCUCGCCCGCUCGCUCGGUCCCGUCGUUGUUGUGGUUCGGCUUUGGGCUGGCGACUCGGAUCAUAGGUACUGGUUGAUGUCUAACGGUUGGUGUUUCUUUGUUUCUCUUGUUUGCUCUCUGGYACGAAGCCUCCCGCAUGGCAGCCAAUGUUGCCAGUGGAGUGGGGUUUGUGGGGGCAGGCGUGAUCACCACCUCGAUCCACAAACCGAACAAGGGAGAUGCUUCUGGAAAUCUCUACCAAAGCAACGUCGUUCACGGCUUGACAACGGCGGCCACAAUAUGGUGAGUAGAAGAGGAUUGGAUUGCGCGUAAAAGAGUUUGGCAAACGACAAUACCGACUGCCAAAAAGCAUUGAAUGCAGUUGUUGUCGUUGUUAGUCACGUUCAUUCGACCCUCUGACCGUUGUUGCAUUGCCUUGUCCCCAACCAACCAACAGGCUUUCGGCAGCUGUCGGAGUUUCUUGUGGCGUGGGGUUGCUUCGGGUUGCGACAACCGCCGCAGCAGCAACGAUCUUCAUUCUGCGAAUGGGUCGCAAGAGAAGACCAAAUUAUCGSCCCMAAAAAAAAGAUGCACAACAGCAGCAAACCCAACARCGGUUGUCCUCACUGCCCCGUGACAACGUUAGCGAAGGAAAGCGUGAAGCCGACAUGACGUUGCAUUCGAUCGACGACGAUCACCACGAAAACAGCGCAGUUGACGACCGCUACGACAGCGCUGCCGAGAUCCACGUGACCACCCACUGGGACGAGCACCAAGUCCAAACACAACCGGAGGAACGSGACGACGAGAAUCUAUUGCGGGAAUCCCAGAUUUCCAURYCUUCGCAACAGCAACAGCAYGAGCAGGAGGCGGGGGCAAASAAAAGAACGUUUGACGAAGAAAGCAAGCCUACAAAMAGCAACAACCUUGUUGGURUCCCACCGGAGACAAAGAAUGUUGAUGAUAUCGAGAUUGACGACAAAAUCCUMAGAGAUCCCUCCAGGCUUAUGGAAGAGAUAGUGCGUUCUGCGUGUCAAAGCAACAACGAGACUGCUACAGCAUUCGUUGAUUUGCUGCUGGAUCGUUACGAACGUCGCGAACGAGUUUUCGCGAGGGAAAGCCGCAGAUUCAACGGCAGCGAGGAUUCCGGGUAUCUUCCGUGAACGACCAAGCCACGGAGGGCCAAAAAAGCCGGUGAUGGGCAACCACCGCACAACCGAMAAGAAAGGAAAGUUAAGCGC